UCUGUCGCCCAGGCUGGAUCACAGUGGCUCGAUCUUGGCUCACUACAACCUCCUCCUCCUGGGGUCAAGCGAUUUUCUGCCUCAGCCUCCCGAAUGGCUGGGCUUAAGGACGCCUGCCACCACUCCUGGCUACCUGGCUUCUUUUUGCCCAAGUGAUUUGCUGAAACAGAGCCUCUUCCUCCAGCAGACUUGGACUCUUAAGCGUGUCCCGUGUCCACCCUGUCCUUUGUGUACUCCUCUCCCUGGCCAGGAUCUCACCCUGGCAGGGCAAGGGCAAAAUGGGCCCUAACUGUAAGGUGGGUGGGCUGGGAUAAGGAGGCCUGGAGGAGGCCAGAUAAAGCCAGCCCCAAGGUCUGGAAGCCCUCCCAAGCAUAGCCCCCUCGCCUCCCAUCUGCCUGCCUGCCUGCGUGCUUACCUUUAACCUCUACCUAGUUGUUAUUUAACUCGCGGUGAGGUUCUGACCAGUCCCACGCUCCACUCCAGAAACCCGCUAGGGAAGCUAAGUCCAUGGGCUGAUCCUAGGAUGAGGGCAGGAACCUAUCAGGUAAAACCUUUCUCCCUGUACACUGGAGAGACCAGAACCUCUUCCCCCAGUCCCAUCAGGGGAGGGGAGGCCUUGGCAUCUCCCCAAAUCACGUUCUCUGGGUCAACAAGCCUCACAACUCCAGCUAAAUCCUGGGUAGAGGUGACUUGGCAGAGAUGCCCACACGUGUGUGUCACUUCGUGCCCUACCCAGAAGGGGAGCAGGAGACCAAGGGAUGAGAGGUGCCAGGUCCCUGGCUGCCUCCUUGCCAGUGGCUGAGAAGUUCUGGUGGGAAGGAACCAUGGAGGGCCCAUCCAGACAACCUUCCUCAGCUAAAACUGCCUCCUUCCAGGAUGCCGUGCGCAUGCUUAAUACCCUGCAGACCAAUGCCGGCUACCUGGAGCAGGUGAAGCGCCAGCGGGGUGACCCCCAGACACAGCUGGAAGCCAUGGAACUGUACCUGGCACGGAGUGGGCUGCAGGUGGAGGACUUGGACCGGCUGAACAUCAUCCACGUCACUGGGACGAAGGGGAAGGGCUCCACUUGUGCCUUCACGGAAUGUAUCCUCCGAAGCUAUGGCCUGAAAACGGGAUUCUUUAGCUCUCCCCACCUGGUGCAGGUUCGGGAGCGGAUCCGCAUCAAUGGGCAGCCCAUCAGUCCCGAGCUCUUCACCAAGUACUUCUGGCGCCUCUACCACCGGCUGGAGGAGACCAAGGAUGGCAGCUGUGUCUCCAUGCCCCCCUACUUCCGCUUCCUGACACUCAUGGCCUUCCACGUCUUCCUCCAAGAGAAGGUGGACCUGGCAGUGGUGGAGGUGGGCAUUGGCGGGGCUUAUGACUGCACCAACAUCAUCAGGAAGCCUGUGGUGUGCGGCGUCUCUUCUCUUGGCAUCGACCACACCAGCCUCCUGGGGGACACGGUGGAGAAGAUUGCAUGGCAGAAAGGGGGCAUCUUUAAGCAAGGCGUCCCUGCCUUCACUGUGCUCCAACCUGAAGGUCCCCUGGCAGUGCUGAGGGACCGAGCCCAGCAGAUCUCAUGUCCUCUCUACCUGUGUCCGACGCUGGAGGCCCUGGAGGAAGGGGGGCCGCCGCUGGCCCUGGGCCUGGACGGGGAGCACCAGCGGUCCAAUGCCGCCUUGGCCUUGCAACUGGCCCACUGCUGGCUGCAGCGGCAGGACCACCAUGGUGCUGGGGAGGUGAAAGCAUCCAGGCCGGGGCUCCUGUGGCAGCUGCCCCUGGCACCCGUGUUCCAGCCCACAUCCCACAUGCGGCUCGGGCUUCGGAACACGGAGUGGCUGGGGCGGACACAGGUGCUGCGGCGCGGGCCCCUUACCUGGUACCUGGACGGCGCGCACACCCCCAGCAGCGUGCAGGCCUGCGUGCGCUGGUUCCGCCAGGCGCUGCAGGGCCGAGAGAGGCCGAGCGGCAGUGGGCCCGAGGUUCGAGUCUUGCUCUUCAAUGCUACCGGGGACCGGGACCCGGCGGCCUUGCUGAAACUGCUGCAGCCGUGCCAGUUUGACUAUGCCGUCUUCUGCCCCAACCUGACAGAGGUGUCAUCCACAGGCAAUGCAGACCAACAGAACUUCACGGUGACACUGGACCAGGUUCUGCUCCGCUGCCUGGAACACCAGCAGCACUGGAACCACCUGGACGAAGAGCAGGCCAGCCCAGACCUCUGGAGCGCCCCCAGCCCAGAGCCUGCUGGGCCCACAUCCCUACUGCUGGCGCCCCACCCACCCCACACCUGCAGCGCCAGCUCCCUCGUCUUCAGCUGUAUUUCACAUGCCUUGCAAUGGAUCAGCCAAGGCCGAGACCCUGUCUUCCAGCCACCCACUCCCCCAAAGGGCCUCCUCACCCACCCUGUGGCUCACAGUGGGGCCAGCGUACUCCAUGAGGCUGCUGCCAUCCAUGUGCUGGUCACUGGCAGCCUGCACCUGGUGGGUGGUGUCCUGAAGCUGCUGGAGCCUGCACUGUCCCAGUAGCUGAGGCCCGGGGUUGGAGGUGGGAGCCUCCCACACCUGCCUGCGUUCUCCCCAUGAACUUACAUACUAGGUGCCUUUUGUUUUCUGCUUUCCUGGUUCUGUCUAGACUGGCCUAGGGAUCAGGGCUCUGGGAUGGGAGGCCAGGAGAGGAUGUCCUCUUUUCUAAGGCUCUGUGCCUUGGUCUUUCCUUCCUCCUGGCCGAGAUAGCGAGGGGCUCCCUGGGUCUCUCACUGUUGCAGUGGCCUGGCCGUUCAGCCUGUCUCCCCCCCAUACCCUGCCUGCCUCCUGGCUCAGGCCCAGCGUAUUGUGUGCACUGCCUGGCCAGGCCCUGGGUCCUGCCAUGUGCUGGGUGGUAGAUUUCUUCCUCCCAGUGCCUUCUGGGAAGGGAGAAGGCCUCUGCCUGGGACACCCUAGGACAGUGGGUGGCUGGAGUGAAUUAAAGCCUUUAACUUUGUUUUUUAAAGAAA
Molecule: messenger RNA, 2971 nt
Organism: Macaca mulatta (Rhesus monkey)
Lineage: Eukaryota; Metazoa; Chordata; Mammalia; Primates; Cercopithecidae
Gene: FPGS
Product: folylpolyglutamate synthase
Biological process (GO): tetrahydrofolylpolyglutamate biosynthetic process
Cellular component (GO): cytoplasm; mitochondrion; cytosol
Molecular function (GO): ATP binding; tetrahydrofolylpolyglutamate synthase activity
Source: RefSeq, a predicted model, not a curated record